CUAGACGAAUACUUGUAUAGCUCAUAAUCAAAUAAGACUAAGGCUAAUCUCUUCCAUUAGCUAAAGAGAACCAUUCAAUUUUAAUUAACUCCCCCAAGUCCUCUCUGCAACUUAUAUUUGGCAGCGGCCUUGGCGGCAGAGUUAAUUCAACACCGGGAAAAAACGAAAGCCAAGAACUCACGAAGUUAAAAACUUAAAUCCGCUUCUUUUUUUUUUCUCCACUGAUAUUUACAAUGGAGGAUCAAGAGAGUCGACCAACGAAAAAAAGUGAAUAAGCAGAGAGGUAGAAUCAGAAAUCUCGUGUGGAAAGCGCCGCUCAUCGCAACCAAUAUCUUGAAAACAGAGAUAUGGAUGCUGCGUCCGCAACAGAAGUUUCAUCACCUUCUUCCCCCUCUUGCAAAAUUGCUUGCUAUUCAUAAGAGAGACUGAAACCUAUCCCAUCCCACAUAAGCACGAAGCGAAGAACUGGAACAGGAAGAAGAAAAAAAACGUAAUAAGAGUUUCUGAUAUGUUUUCCCAGUACUAACUUAGUCUGUCGCGGCGGAGGCGAAUCUGGUGUUUGAUUUAUAGCAUAGCGGCGGUGUUGUUUGAAGGCCGAAGCGCCUUUUGCCCUAACCCCAAACGGCCGCUGAGCAGGUCGUUUCAUCGCACGGGUUGGUUUAUUAUUUGUUAUGCUAGCAAUGGAUGAUAAACCCGUCGUAUGCUGGACAAUAUAAUCGGUAUCGGUCAUAAAAUCGGUUGGAACAGUCCGAUAUUAAUUAGGAUGACAGAUUUUUUAUUUCUACAAAUUGACAUUAUUUUAUCAAAUUUAGUUUAAAAAUAAUAUUUGAUUUGUUACUCGAAUUUGAAAGUUAAAUCUUUUGAUUUCAUUUGGAUGUUAUAUAUUAUAUUUUAUUUAAAUACGAAUACUAAUUUUAAAGAGAUUAUCUUCAAAUAUAUUAUAAAUUUGUCUAGAAUCAUUUAUUAGUGAUGGGCCCACGUGGUUGAGCGCUAUUGGGUUUAAAGCCCAAGGAGAAGAGUUAGCAGGCCCAACGAGCAUACAGAUAAGGAGAGUUAGGCGGCCACCCAUAGACAAGACAAGAGUACCGCAUGACAUAAAACAAUGAUCGACUAAGAUUCACCUUGGUAUAAGCAGGACUUAGCAUUAGUUACCGUCGUAUGCGGCCGUGCACGAGGCAGAGUAGGUUUAGGGCGCCUAACAUGACAUUUAAUGCCCUGGACCCUCCUAUAAUUGCGGCCUGCGUAUAAGUACUCCAUGAGAGCAUUGAUAGUAACUCAACUACGUACACUCUCUCUAAAUCUAACACAUAUUCUUACUUCUCCCUCUAACUUAAUCUUCGGAGAGUGUCCUGGGCAACCGACCAUGGACGGUUGUUUCACAGGAUUCUGGAGUGCAUCCCUCCAUCAAGAUCAGACGCCGUACUCGUGCUCUGCAUAAACGCAUGCUUAGUACUUUCUAGGCUCAAACAAUUAGUGUUAAUGAUUUUCAUUUCUCUACAUGCUUUUACUUAAACCGACAUAAACUAAUAUGAAUCGAUUAUUGUUGAUUGUGCCAUAUCACUUACCAAACCGGUUAACCCUGAUCCGAUCUCUCUGGUUCUCUCUCUCUUUUUAUAUUUUACAGCGGAUAGGGGAGUGGACUGCCACGUCACUCUCCUCAUUGACCCGAGUGAAGCAAGAAGAGCGUGAGAGUCCAAAACAACUGGGAACGGACCGAACCAGGAUGAUGUUGGCAGCGCACGCGCCACCUUUUUUCCUCAUUAAGUCCCACCGUCUCCUCUUCGCCUCGUCUUUUCUCCUGUCAUCUCCUACUCCGACUCCGACUACUUCGCGGCCGCUCUCAGUCGCCACCUCCGCCGCUAGGUGUCUUCUCCGCGUCAAGCCUCGCCGAUUCGCCACCAUGGCUGCGGAUAGUCCAUCCGCGCUCGUUUCUCCGCCGGCGCAUGUAGUUGGACCCUGGUACUCCGUCCCGGAACUUCGGCUUCGCGACCAUCGAUUCACUGUUCCCCUCGACUAUUCCUCCGUCGAUUGCGGUGUUUCCACGAAGCUCACUGUCUUCGCUCGCGAAGUUGUAGGCGUGGGGAAAGAAGAUCAAUUGCUGCCCUACCUAUUGUACCUUCAAGGUGGCCCGGGCUUCGAGUGUCCACGUCCGUCUGAAGCUAGUGGAUGGCUACAAAAGGCCUGCGAGGAAUUUCGUGUUGUUCUCAUGGAUCAGAGAGGAACAGGGUUGUCUACUCCCUUGACACCUUCAUCUAUGUCUCAGUUGGGUUCUGCAGAGAAGGUGGUUGAGUACUUGAAACACUUUCGUGCGGACAAUAUAGUGAAAGAUGCUGAGUUUAUCCGAGUUCGACUUGUUCCUGAUGCUGGACCUUGGACAAUUUUGGGCCAGAGUUAUGGUGGAUUUUGUGCAGUGACUUAUCUGAGUUUUGCACCUCGAGGACUAAAGCAAGUGCUUCUAACUGGAGGGAUACCUCUUGUAGCGGAUCACUGCACUGCAGAUACUGUCUACAGAGCAUGCAGUGAACAGGUUAUUCAUCAGAAUGCAAAGUACUAUGAAAGGUUCCCUCAUGAUGUUGAAGUUGUUCGUGAAGUUGUGAAGUAUUUAGCUAAUGCUGAAGGAGGCGGGGUGCCUCUUCCAUCAGGGGGAAUCCUGACCCCAAAAGGACUGCAAACUCUUGGUCUUUCCGGUUUGGGAUCUAGUUCAGGUUUUGAACGUUUGCAUUAUUUGUUUGAGAGAGUAUGGGAUCCGAUUAUAGUUCCGGGAUCAAAGAAGCAAAUCAGUGACUACUUCUUGAAUGGCUUUGACAAUUGGUUGGAUUUUGGUACAAAUCCACUCUAUGCUCUCAUGCAUGAAUCAAUAUACUGUCAGGGUGCCUCAUCACGGUGGUCUGCUCAUAGAAUAAGGGGGGAGUAUGACGAUAAAUUCAAUGCAAUCAGAUCCAUUGAAGAGGGCCGCCCUGUAUUUUUCACAGGAGAGAUGGUGUUUCCAUGGAUGUUUGACGAAGUUUUUGCCUUGAAGAAAUAUAAAGAUGUUGCUCAUUUGUUGGCUGAAAAGCAGGAUUGGCCUCCUUUGUACGACCCUGCUGUGCUAAGCUGCAACAAGGUGCCGGUGGCAGCUGCUGUGUAUUAUGAUGAUAUGUACGUCAACUUCAAGCUGGCGAUGGAGACAGCCUCCAAAAUCGCAGGGAUUAGGCUAUGGAUAACGAAUGAGUACAUGCACUCUGGUCUUCGAGACGCAGGUGGGCAGGUGUUGGACCAUCUGCUGGGGAUGUUGAAUGGUAAGAAGCCUUUGUUCUGAUACUACAACCACAUACGGUUGCAAUGUCGUUUGUCCCCCUCGCAGUCGACAUAUGUCUAUUCGUCAGUAGAUGGCCAGAGAGCCGUUGUAAGCUUCAUGUGGGUGAAUAAAAAUGGCGUCCCGUUUAGUUUGUGGUAGUCAGAGACAGUUGAAGUUGGUUGGUUUUGGAAUAUAACAAUUUUUACACUUCAUGAUAUGUCUUGUUAGUGAAGGUUGGAGACCGUAGACCUCCAUUACCUUGCAGGUUCGGCACUCUUAGCUAGUGGUGUGAAAGAGAAGGUAAUAGAUGAGAAUGUUAGCAGAAAGUUUCUUAAACAGGUGAACUAAUUGGGAGUGGUUGCUUGAGGAGUAAGGUCUCUUCCUUCCGGAGGCGUAUUGCUGACGUCUGAGGAAACACGUCAAAAGCUGGGGCAACUUUCUCUGUCGUUCCAUAUUUGUGGAUCCUGAGCAACAAGCUAUUUAAAUCAAGGGGAAAAGGGCACAUGGGUUUUCUUUUGUAUUUUGAAAUUUGCAACUUGGGAUGGACAUUGUUAUCUUUUCCUUUGUUGAAGUUUUCGUAUGAUGAGGCAGAGGCACCUCGGAGAAGCUUGUUAUCUGCGUGUUGAGAUUUUGCUACAAAAUCCAAACCUAAACAUGGCUUGCAGAAUUGGGUUUUUGUUUCAUUUGACGGAAACGAAAGAUACUGAUCGGUACACAAUGUACCAAAAUAUUUAACUGGUUAUAUUGAAUUCUUGAUUCCACCAAACUUUUCUUGGGGGGCAUGUGAUACAAAUUAAAAAGAACGGUUUAGACUUAUCAUUUGUGUUGUACCUGCACUCCUGCAGGCCUAGCCCCUAGGAGUAGGGCUGAAAAUGAGCUCACUUCUGAUAGAACCUUGUAGAAGUGAUAGAGAAUUAGGGAUUGAGAAGAAUUGAAGAACAAUAAGGGAAAGAUAGGAUUUAUGGAUUUUGAUAUUAUCUGAAAAUGAGUGUUCUUAACUUUUUUGUAUGAGUUCUAGACAAAUAACACAAAAUAACAAAUAUGUCACUCCUAUUCGGCCAAUCCCGCCCCUACUGACCCAACCCGUUAGACGGGUUUCUAUCAUCCCCUCCCCCAUCAGAAACGACCUUGUCCUCAAGGUCGAAGAUCGGGAAACGCUGUUGAAGGACCGACAUCUCCUCCCAUGUGGCAUCCUCCGGCUCCAUGUGUUGCCACGAAAUAAGGCUCUCCUCGACUAAGCGGUCGCCUUUCCUCGUCUACAUCGUAUCCAACACCUGCAAUGGAGACAUCUCCAGGUCGCCAUCGGUCGAGACCGAUGGCGCAGUAGUCUCGACCCGAUCAGACGUCCCUCGAUAUCUCUUCAAAAGAGACACGUGAAAGGUCGAGUGUAUUUGAGCAUCCGCGGGUAACUGUAGGCGGUAAGCUACCAGGUUGACCUUCUGCAGCACCGCAUAGGUCCAAAAAAUCAUGUUGCGAACUUCUGGUACGCCCGCCGGAAGACUGAAGCCUGUCUGUACGGGUUCAGGCGAAGCAACACCCAAUCCCCCACCCUGAACUCCUCCCCGCGUCUUCCCGCGUUCGCCAGCUGCUUCAUUUUGUUGUUCGCAGCCGCCAAGUUGGCCUUGAGCUGUCCCAAAGCCUCGUUUCAUGCCCCCAGCCAUCGAUCCACUGCAUCCACAAGACUAGCACCAUUCUGGUAGCGCACCAAGGAGGGUGGUGGUCGCUCAUACAACGCCUCGAACGGGGGUGGUCUGGAUAGCCCGGUGAUAUGCAGAGUUAUACCACAACUCGGCCCACGGAAGCAUAGCUAGCCACUGUCGCGACUACUGAUGGACAAACCAACACAGAUAAUGCUCCAGGUAGCGGUUGACCACCUCCGUCUGGCCGUCAGUCUGAGGGUGGUAUGCCGAGCUCAUCCGCAGUGUAGUCUUUGAUGAAAGGUUAUUAACAAAGGAAUAAUAAAUAUUUUCUCCAUGGCCUCCUAGUUUAGUAGUUUUGAGAAUAAUUUUGAAAUUACUUU
This is a messenger RNA of Linum trigynum, 5297 nucleotides long. The record is from the annotation of a GenBank genome assembly. Lineage: Eukaryota; Viridiplantae; Streptophyta; Magnoliopsida; Malpighiales; Linaceae.